Molecule: messenger RNA, 2259 nt
Organism: Prunus armeniaca (apricot)
Lineage: Eukaryota; Viridiplantae; Streptophyta; Magnoliopsida; Rosales; Rosaceae
Source: the annotation of a GenBank genome assembly
AUGGCAGAAAUUGGGUUCAUUUGUGUCGGAAAUUUAAGAUGGGGUUCUGAUUCUUAUGAUAAAACGGUUGGGAUGACCUUAACAGACAUUGUAGAUUUAUCUAGCGAUGAUGAACUUGGAGAGGUUGAUGUGAAACCUGUUAAGUUGGAGCCAGGUCUUGUUGGAAGAAAAUUGCAACAGAAUGAGAACAAUAAGGCUCUACUUGCGAAGCAUCAAAAGUCAAAAACCCCAUGUGCAAUAAGAGAAUCUGAAGAAAAUAGGAGCUCAAAUGCUCUAAGUACUGGUCACAGUAGCUCUAGUAUAUUAGACCAAGGGCAGUCACCAGUGGAUGAUACUGGCCUUUCUUAUACAUCGCCUUUAUCUCCAGCACCACUUUGUCGGCAGUUUUGGAAAGCUGGGAACUACAAUGAUGGCAUUGGUUCUAAAGUCACAAUUCAAAAUGGCAAAAACUAUCUACAUGUCCACCCAAUGUUCCUUCAUUCAAAUGCCACUUCACAUAAAUGGGCCUUUGGUGCCAUAGCAGAACUACUUGACAAUGCAGUUGAUGAGAUCCAAAAUGGGGCCACUUUUGUCAUUGUAGAUAAAACCUCAAAUCCAAGGGAUGGAAGUCCAGCAUUGUUAAUUCAAGAUAAUGGUAGUGGGAUGGACCCUGAAGCUAUGCGGCGCUGUAUGAGUUUUGGGUUUUCAGAUAAGAAAUCGAAAUCAGCCAUUGGACAAUAUGGAAAUGGCUUCAAGACCAGUACUAUGAGACUUGGUGCAGAUGUUAUUGUGUUCAGCCGUCACCAGGAUAAGAGGGUAUUGACUCAAAGCAUUGGUCUUCUCUCUUAUACAUUCUUGGCACGAACAGGCCAUGACAGAAUAGUAGUACCGAUGGUGGAUUAUGAAUUCAACACAUCAACUGAGACAUUAGAAAUAAUGCAUGGGACGGAACAUUUCAUGUCUAAUCUUUCCAUGCUUUUGCAGUGGUCCCCAUAUUCAACGGAGGCUGAUCUUCUGAAGCAGUUUAAUGACAUUGGAGCUCAUGGUACAAAGGUUAUUAUCUAUAAUUUAUGGUUCAAUGAUGACGGGAAUGUGGAGCUAGACUUUGAUACAGAUCCUGAGUGGGGAUACGAAAAAGUUAACGCUUCAUCCAAAUGGAAGACAGUAAAUGAAGAGCACAUUGCUAACCGUUUCCAUUAUUCUCUCCGGGUAUACUUGUCCAUCUUAUACUUGCGGAUACCGGAAACCUUUCAAAUAGUACUUCGUGGACGAGUUGUUGAGCAUCAUAAUAUUGCCAAUGAUCUCAAAUUUCCAGAAUUUAUCUUGUAUAAACCACAAAUGGGAGGUUCUGUGGAGGGUCAAGUUAUUACGACUAUUGGAUUUCUUAAAGAAGCUCCACAUGUCAGUUUUCAUGGCUUCAAUGUUUAUCACAAAAAUCGUCUAAUAUUGCCAUUUUGGCAGGUCGUGAGCUAUUUAGACAGUAGGGGUCGUGGGGUUGUUGGUGUUUUGGAAGCAAAUUUUGUUGAGCCGAGUCACAACAAACAAGAUUUUGAGAAAACUUCUCUUUUUCAGAAACUUGAAGCUCGUUUGAAGGAGAUGACAUGGGAAUACUGGGAUUAUCAUUGUGGGCUAAUUGGGUAUCAGGUAAAGAAAAAGCUUAUCCCACAAGUUUCAUCCAAUCGUAUGCCACAUAGUGGUGUUCAACAACCUGUCACAUUGGGUCAAAGUUCCCCUGCUGUUGGUAGUAAAAAGGCAGCAGUUGGAAGAUUUGAGCAAUUAAUACCCGACUCCCAAGGAAGGAUUAAGAGAAAGGAGAAUGGUGAUAUUCCACUAGUAAAAAAUGUGAAGGCCAAGCUGAUUGAUGGGAAAAGUCAGAAUGUACAGCUUGUGAAUCCUACUGGAAGCCAGCUGAAAGAUGCAGAGGCUGUAAAUUUGAUGCAAGAGAACAAAAAGCUCAGGGCUAAAUGUUUGGAAUAUGAGAAGAGAGGGGAAGAAUUAAAUCUCAAGGUGACACAGCUUAGAAGUGAAAUAAAAGAGCUCAAUGACGAAUACUCUCAGAUGAUGUCCGAAUUAGAAUCUUUGGAGACUGUCAAGGAAGAAUCAGGUAGUUUCGAUGUGGGACUGUGGACAUCAAUUGUGGGACUGCCACGUGUCCCCGGGGGUGAGGUUGCCCUAAUGGUGCGACCGGUAGGAAUGAUACUGAAGAUAGGUGCCGAAGGCUCCCAUAACUCUGGUUUGGUCCACGUGUCCAAUGUUCAUUGGUUGUUCAUUUUGGUAUAA